Molecule: messenger RNA, 2778 nt
Organism: Lineus longissimus
Lineage: Eukaryota; Metazoa; Nemertea; Pilidiophora; Heteronemertea; Lineidae
Product: arylsulfatase B-like
Exons: 1
Coding region: 1-1707 (568 amino acids)
Source: RefSeq, a predicted model, not a curated record
AUGGAGAACCCACCCAAUGCUCAGAGGGCAUUACUUGAUGAUGAAAAGGUACGAAAUGUCUCGACCAAACACCAUUAUGAUGUCAAGCCCUCAUAUCUCAAUAGGAACGCAUGGCGCAAUGUCAAAAAGAAACUUCGAACAAGGAAAAUGCUAUUGAUAAUAACUGGCGUUGUGAUAGCAAUAUUCGUACUUAUUAUUUUAGUACACGCUUUAAAUAGACCACACAACCAUGUCAUCAAACCACCUGAACCAAAACAGGUUAAAUUAGAGAUAAAUCAGGCCAAACAGCGUCCGCAUAUUGUUUUCAUCGUAGGCGACGAUUAUGGAUGGAAUGAUGUCAGCUGGCACAACAAAGAUAUGGUGACGCCAAAUCUUGAACAGUUAGCAGAAACUGGUGUUGUUUUGGAUAAAUAUUACGCCUAUCCUACCUGCACUCCCUCGAGAGCCGCCAGCUUGACUGGUUAUUAUGCUCAUCGCAUGGGGCUGCACCAUCGGGUAAUCGAGGAAUUUCAAACUAAGCACGUCCCGACGAAUAUUCCGAUGAUAUCCGAGGUUCUUCGCGAGGAGGGUUAUGCUACGCAUGCAGUCGGGAAAUGGCAUUUGGGCCACUGCAGCUCAAAUUACACCCCGACACACAGAGGUUUUGAUUCAUUUUUCGGAUAUAGAUUCAGCACUGGGGAUUAUUACACUCAUAUUCAUCACGGUUUUUACGAAUUAUGGCAAAACGACGAGCCGUAUUUCGAUACAGCAAAGACUUAUUCUACUGAUCUAUACAGCGCAAGGGCGGUAAGCAUCACUAAGGCUCACGCCCAAGAGCAUGGAAAUGGAAAGCCGAUGUUCCUUUAUCUUGCAUUCCAGAACGUUCAUGGACCCCAAGAGGAUCCGCCGGUGCGAUAUCAUGUAAAUAGUUCUACGAAUAUACCCAACAGGCGUGUUAUUACCAACUCCGCACAUGCAAUGGACCAGGCUGUAGGCCAUCUUGUGGACACACUGAAACAAACUGGUCUCUAUGAGAACACGCUCAUCGUCUUCGUGUCUGAUAAUGGAGGCGAGAUAUCUAAUGGCGGGAAUAACCUGCCAUUCCGGGGUGGCAAGUUCACUGCCUGGGAAGGUGGAACCCACGUGCCCGCGUUUAUUCACAGCCCACUGUUAGCCAAUCCUGGACGGGUCUACCGGGGACUAUUUCAUGUGGUGGAUUGGUUUCCGACACUCUUGAGCGCUAUCGGAAUAAGACACCACAAAAUGGGGUACGAUGGUAUAGACUUGUGGGAACCCAUCCGCACAGGUAGAACAUCUCGCCCGGAAAGAUACACAUUUAUGUACGAAUUCGACCCAAAACGUACCGCUGCUAUCCGGGUUGGAAAGUACAAGUUAAUCCAAGGGAACCCCGUCGAUAGCACGUAUGCGUGGAGUAUCAGGCAAGGUCCGGAGCCUCAUGGCGAUCCUAACUGCUGGAUGAAGCCAGACGAAUACUUCAGGACUCAAAAGUGCGAUACGAUAGUUUCAGAUACGAUGCUUUUUGAUAUUGAGGCGGACCCAGAGGAAAAAUUCGACUUGGCAAGAUUGUUACCGGAUGUUGUUGAAAAGUUAAAAACUAGAAUUGGCAAGGAGAAGGCGCGUGCUGUCAAAUUGCAGGAUGAAACUGGACACAGAAACAAAGCAAUGAAGUUUGUUAAGGACCAUAUUAUGUAUCCAGGCUGGUGUUGAAGCCACUAUAUCCCAUCGAAGUUACGGGAAAAACAUCACUUCAAUUGCCUCAUUCGGUGCUCGCGAAUCCCCAAUGUAUUUUCUCAUCUCAUCAGCUCAAUGGACUCCUUAGUAGUUAAAGGAUUCUUCCCUUGAUUCAUGAAAAAAUCCAUGUCUAGCAAUACCCAUGUCGAGUACCCGUAGGCCCAAUUCGACGAGGGCAUUUUCCCGCUGCGCUCGCUGCUGCGAAAAAACCUCAGCAUCGAUCAGCAGUUAUUUGGUCAUCAAAAACACCCAUUCAUGUUGUAAUCAUCCGCUUCCCAUCAAUCGUAGACCCGCUGGGUCGAACGUAACCGCGGCGAGAAAGUGCCCUGCUGGAUCAGUCCGAGCUUUGUCGGCGAGUCACUUACGCUGGUGACUGAUGUAGUAUUGGUAAAAGUAUUGAUGCUCUGGCCUCAAAGUACUUCUCCUGUUGACUACGCCUGUGGCUGUAGCUUUGUCUUAUCGGUUUCUAAUGGCAUCAGCGGACACUAAUACUAUGUACAGACCACUACGACAUUGAUCCAUGCCCAAAGAGUGGUGAGCAAAUCAGAUGUUUCUAUAACGUAGAAGCCAGACGAUAAUGGAAAUAGGGAGUUUUCGCCAAGCCCCGAAACGUCCACGUGUACGCCUAUCCUAUUGUUCGACUUGGUUAUCAGGAGGUCAAACAAUGAGAUAGGCGUUCACGCUGGCGUUUCGGGGAAUUUGCGAAAACUCCCUAUUGACCCAGUUGAAUUAUACACUGAAUCUGUGGCGUUCAGGAAGAAACACGUACAUGUACAUUGUACCAACAAUUCAUUUGGGAUUGUACGUAUCAUGGACGUCUGUUUGCGCAAAACAUUUGAUCAGCAAAAGGGGAAAUGGACAGAACACCACGCAAUUCUCUUAUCAUUUUCACCUCUAAGCCAACUCCUUCACGACUUAUGAAUAAAAUAUCAUCGAUAAUACUUUGAGUUGCCUCACAAAGUGAACAUUGGAAGCCAAUGAAAACUCCGUCAACCCGAGAUGAUCAGCGAUAACUCAGCUUCUCUCCACAGGUGUGCACUAUAAAUU